Messenger RNA from Antrostomus carolinensis (chuck-will's-widow), 1326 nucleotides. Its product is annotated as inter-alpha-trypsin inhibitor heavy chain H5-like. Gene Ontology annotation, biological process: hyaluronan metabolic process. Gene Ontology annotation, molecular function: serine-type endopeptidase inhibitor activity. The record is from RefSeq and is a predicted model, not a curated record. The annotation marks the transcript as partial. The transcript is spliced from 5 exons. Lineage: Eukaryota; Metazoa; Chordata; Aves; Caprimulgiformes; Caprimulgidae.
GGUGUCCCUGGCCUAGAAGAUGGCAAAGGUGAUAAAAAUUACAUUGAGAGGGCAUGGAGUUACCUCACCAUCAAAGAAUUGCUUAACUCCUGGUUGAAGAGUGAUAACAGUCAGGAAAAAGACUAUUUGAUGGAGAAAGCAAAGUCAAUGGCCCUGAAUUACAAUUUUGUUACUCCCUUCACCGUUCUGAAGAUGAGAGAGGCUGGGCUCCAUUCAGAACCACCUCAAGAGGAGUUUAUCAGCCCUUCUACUGAUGGCAUCGGUGAAAAGUUGCAGAGCUUGCAGGGACACAAGGCACCACCAGGUAUACGCAGACAGCAAGAUAAACAAAGAAUUAAAAUCUCCAAAACUUCAGCGGAUGGAGACCCUCACUUUGUCAUUGAUUUUCCCUCCAGCAAGUUCUCUGUCUGCUUCAAUAUCGAUGGAGAACCAGGGGACAUUCUCCGACUGGUCUCUGAUCAUAAGGAAUCUGGUGUAACUGUGAACGGGCAAUUAAUUGGAGCUCCUGCACCACCCAACGGCCACAAGAAGCAUCGGACUUACUUCAGCACCAUCACUAUCCUCAGUAAUAAACCAGAGAGGUCUUACCUAGAGAUUACACCCAAAAGAAUCAUCCUGGAUGAUGGGGAAAGACUGCUUCUGUCCUGCGAUCGGAGUGCCGUUGUGCGGAGCAGCAGCCUCGAGGUGUCCAUCUCUGCCAAUUCCAACAUCACUGUGACGAUACGGGACACAAUCAGCUUUGUCAUCCUCAUCCACCAUUACAAGAAGCCAGCCCCAUAUCAGAGGGAUCACCUGGGGUUCUACAUUUCCAACAGUAAAGGCCUCUCUUCUGACUCCCAUGGGCUACUGGGUCAGUUUUUAAGCCAUGAAGUUAUACUGCUUCAGGAAUCUUUAAACACAAGUUAUCACCAGGUUGGUCAGAACCAAACUGAAACAUUAAAGCCUACAAGUACCCUGAAAGUGAAGGGACGGCUCGUUCCUGUUGUAUGGAAGCAGAGGAGGAUCUACAAUGGCCAGCAGGAAGUUGAAUGUUGGUUUGCCAAAAACAAUGCAGACAAACUGAUCGAUGGGAGCUAUAAAGACUAUUUGGCUUCUCAUCCUUUUGACACAGGGACCAGCUUUGGGACGAUUAACAGCCUUUAAGACCGACCAUAGCGAUGCAUUGCAGCAGCAUGUGUGACAGCGGUUCCCUUCUGAAGCCUUUAGAGCUAGGCAACUUAUGAAUAUUUCUUUACUUUUUGGUGCCAAAGAAACCAAGGCUUUUUGCCCUUGGAAAUCAGCUGUCUCUCUUUCAUGCUAGAUGAACAGUGUUCUUCAAAUUCCUGA